Carassius carassius (crucian carp) is the source of this 4245-nucleotide messenger RNA. RefSeq names its product AP2-associated protein kinase 1-like. The transcript is spliced from 19 exons. The record is from RefSeq and is a predicted model, not a curated record. Gene Ontology annotation, molecular function: protein kinase activity; ATP binding. Gene Ontology annotation, biological process: protein phosphorylation. NCBI's taxonomy places the organism in Eukaryota, Metazoa, Chordata, Actinopteri, Cypriniformes, Cyprinidae. Bases 582 to 3599 code for a protein of 1005 amino acids.
CGUCACCGCGUACCGUGGAACUACAACUACCGGAGCGUCACGGCCGAGUCCGUGCUGCCGCGCGCUUCAACGUUGCUCCUCUUCUCAACCGGUGUAUGGCAGCUCUCAUAACUUAAUCCCGUCAGCCGGCAAUGAGCGUACGCCAUCGCUCGCUUUUCUCUCCAGGAAAACCCCGUCGGACCGGCUGCUUCCCUCCUAUCCCUUGCACUUCCGGGUGUCGAGCGAGCGUCUUUUCCCGAGGAUCAGCUGUGAUACUGAAUGAGAAAAAGGCUGUGCUCCUGGUAAUCGCAGUGCACUGUUUUAAAGACAGCGUGGCAGGAGGAUUCCCGUUGCUGCCGCUCAUCUCAUCUCUUCUGAGCAGAUGUAUGAGACAUGUGUCCUGUCUCUCUGAGCUGUUUUGGGUCUAUGAUAGUGUGAUUACGGUCUGCUGAGCUCGGACUCUCCGUCUGGACUGAGUUACACUGAGAGAUCGUCGCGCUUUUCUCUAUUUUGCGCAUCCCACCGGCUGGAGAGCGACGAGCACGCGAGAGCCUGGCGGUUUUUCAUGUUUUAAUGAGGAUUCAAGUGUCUCCGGUUGGACAAUGAAGAAGUUCUUCGAUGCCCGUCGGGAGAUGGUGAGCUCCGGACCCGCGCCUGUAGCCGCGUCGGGGGGCGGCGCGGGGUCCGGCGCGUUUAUCGGACGCGUUUUCUCUGUCGGACGAUAUCAAGUGACCGUGGAGGAGACUGUGGCGGAGGGUGGUUUUGCUAUCGUAUUUCUGGUGAGGACUCAUCAGGGCGUCCGGUGUGCACUUAAGAGAAUGUAUGUCAACAAUGAACAUGACCUUCAAGUAUGCAAGAGGGAAAUUCAGAUCAUGAGGGACCUUGUGGGUAACAAAAACAUUGUUGGUUUCAUGGACUCCAGCAUCACAGCAGUCGGUUCAGGAGAUGUUUGGGAAGUUCUCAUAUUGAUGGACUUCUGUCGAGGUGGGCAGGUUGUGAACCUGAUGAAUCAGCGUUUGCAGACUGGAUUCAGUGAGACGGAGGUGCUGCAGAUCUUCUGUGACACAUGUGAAGCUGUCGCUCGACUACAUCAGUGCAAAACUCCCAUCAUCCACCGGGACCUGAAAGUGGAGAACAUCUUGCUGCAUGACAGAGGACAUUAUGUGUUGUGUGAUUUUGGCAGUGCCAUUAACCGCUCCCAGAAUCCACAAACAGAAGGUGUGGCGGCUGUAGAAGAAGAAAUCAAGAAGUACACUACUCUUUCGUACCGGGCCCCAGAAAUGGUGAAUCUAUAUGGGGGCAAAGUUAUCACUACUAAAGCAGAUAUAUGGGCUUUGGGCUGCUUGUUGUAUAAGUUGUGUUAUUUCACGUUGCCGUUUGGAGAGAGUCAGGUGGCCAUCUGUGACGGCAGCUUCACCAUCCCAGACAACUCUCGCUACUCACACGACAUGCACGCGCUCAUCCGUUACAUGCUGGAGCCAGACCCUGACAUAAGGCCAGAUAUCUACCAGGUGUCAUAUUUCGCCUUUAAACUGGCACAGAAAGAAUGCCCAGUACAGAAUAUCCACAAUUCACCCAUUCCAGCAAAACUCCCAGAUCCGAUCAGAGCCAGUGAAGCCGUGGCCAAGAAGAGCCAAAACAAAGCCAGGCUCACUGAUCCAAUCCCUGCGACUGAGACAUCCAUAGCACCACGGCAGCGUCCCAAGGCUGGCCAGGCUCAACCAAUCGCAGGCAUCCUGCCCAUCCAACCAGCCCUUACCCCUCGUAAAAGAGCCAAUGCACCUGCGGGACCCGGCCAGCCAAUCAGUGUUAACAGUGCUUCUCAGCCUGUUUCCCAAUCACAGGUUCCUGUCGCACAGCAACAAGCCACGCCCACUCCAAUGCAGGCCACGCCCUCUCCACCCCAGACCACACCCCAACAUGCACAGCUUUUUGUGCAGCAGCAAAACGCAGCCUUCUUUACUGCUCAACAACAGUCUGUUGGCGGCAGUCGUGGGGUGCUUAAAGUUGGCUCCUUGACUCCACCCUCUUCUCCCAAGACUGCCCCAAAAGGAGGCCACAGGCGAAUUCUGAGCGAUGUCACACACAGCACCAUAUUUGGAGUUCCUGUGAGCAAGUCCACUCAACUGCUUCAAGCUGCUGCUGCAGAGGCCAGCCUCAACAAGUCCAAGUCAGCUAGCACCACUCCUUCUGGUUCUCCAUGUUCAUCACAGCAGAGUGUUUAUCAGUCAGGGGAGGCUUCUGGCCCCUCUGCUGGAGCCACAGCAUCCUGGAACCCCUUUGGCGAUGACAAUUUCUCUAAACUCACAGCGGAAGAGUUGCUCAACAAGGAUUUUGCCAAACUGGAUGCUAAGACAGCCGAGAGAUCCUGCCCUGAAAAUCAGAUUUCUGGGCUGCAGUCUGUGUCUUCAAAUAAAGGCUUUCUCCAGGGAGGAGAGAAGUUGAUUGAGGGUUUGAGGUCUCCAGAGCCCUCUUCCUCCCUGAUUCUCCCUGACCCUCCCUUGAAUGACCCCUUCAGCCCUGCAGACUGUAUUCAUGCUGAGAUGGAUUCUCUGAUCCCUGGUCUGGAUCCACUACAGACUGAUCCUGGGUCAGCUGCACUACUAGAAUCUUUGGUUGGACAGGAUUCUCUUUUGGACGGGCCGCUUCUCUCCCACCCCUCCACUGGGGGUCUAAUACUGGCCUCAUCCCCGUCAUCUCUAUCUACACCAUCUAUGGACCAGUUUACUAUUACUGCUUUGAGUAGUGGGCAGUUCCACCAGGCCUCUGAUUCGGUUCACCAGGCUCUCUCAGGCUUCCAGUCCUCUGAGACUGGGGACCAAAGCUCAAGUAACCAGUUUGACCCAAUUCCAGUGCUUAUCUCCAACAGCUCCAGCCAAGAAGCCAGAAACAAGAGUGAUGGAUAUGGAUCGCAUUCGGAGGGAGUUGACCAUGAGAACCCUGUGGAGGAGGGCUGUCUUCAUUCCAGCGAUGAAGAUGAUGGAGAAACAGAAGGAGGGAGGUCACAGGUGAGCGGCGAAGAAACGCCAAGUCUGGACUGCAGCGGCUCCAGACCGUUACUUCAAGACUCGGAUGACGAUGACGACCAAAGUCCCGCAUCUUCCAGAAACCUCCAGAUGUCGUCCCAAUCCGAGGGACCAGUUGAAAACCAAUCCUUGCUGGUUUCUCAGAACCACUCGCCACAGCUGGUGUCAAAAGCCCAACAUUCAGGCGCAGAUCCAAGCCUCGACAUCUUUUACAAAGAUCCGUUUCGAAUCGGACAAGACCUAGAAGGCGACGGGGACGUGUUCGCAAAUGCGCCAUUUCCUCAUCUUCCAGCUCCGGAUAUUUUCCUGCAGGCACCCUUUGGGAGAAAGAAGGAAGCUUCUGGAAAGGUUUACACCAAUCCGGCGGCCCAGUCGGUAUUUUUACACCCCAAUCCAGGUUCUUCCCUUGACCAGAGCAUCCUCGGCCAGGUGAGCCCUCUACCCUUUCGACCCCAGGCACUUUCUAAGUAUUCCCGACACUACGAAGGACCUGUGAACACAGCCCCUGAACACAGUCUGUCGUCUGAUGGGACGUCCUCUGACCCCUUCAUCUCAGCACCCUUCCAUCUUAAGUGCCGCCAUGAUAAACGCUGAAAGAACGGCAUCUGUAAAGCCGCACCGUACUACUUUAGCCCCCUAAAAGAUUUGAGCUUAACAUAAUAAAAUGCUGUAUACUGAGUGUAAUUUAUUCAAGAAUGAAGCACAUUUAUGGCCUCUGGCUGUCUAUCUCUGGGUCAGCGUUCGAUUGUGUGACAUCUUUUGCUACCUCAGAUCAUUCUCAUGCCGUCAAGCUUCAUUUCUGUCCUGCGUAUGUACCACGUCCAUAGAAACCUGAUUUAGCAUGUCGUUUUACAAAAACGUUGGGUUGUUUUCUAUUAUGAGCAUGAGCUUAAAAAAUGAUUUACACCAUUAUGAAAUGUUUGUAUUAUUGGCCAUCCGUUCACGGGUGGUACUUCUACUAUCAAGGUAUGCCAGACAGUUUGGCAUAGCUCAGAUCUGGCAAGAGUCGUUCAUCUUAAAAAGAAGAAGAAAGAAAAAGAAACCGGGAAACAUUCCGUCUAACUAUUGAUAAAAUAUAUGUUGAUGAUUUUGUUUCCCAAAACACACACAAAGGUGUCAGCAAAAAUUUUAAAUGAAUUAUUUAUCUUCAUAUCCAGGUCACAUUUCACUCCAAAUGUAAAAGAAAUGAAUUUUAAGCACCAAAUUGUAACAUUUUCAUUAAAAGUUUCCCUCCAAAUUA